Messenger RNA from Striga asiatica, 1251 nucleotides. Lineage: Eukaryota; Viridiplantae; Streptophyta; Magnoliopsida; Lamiales; Orobanchaceae. The record is from the annotation of a GenBank genome assembly.
AUGCUGAGAUGCUUGGGCUAUUCUAAUGUGGAGAUUAUCCCACAUCGGUUGUUUGAUGCAAUCCCAUUUCUCAAGUACAUGAUCUAUACUCCAACGUACCAUAGUUUGCAUCAUGAUGAGAUGAACUCAAACUACUGCCUUUUCAUGCCGCUUUUCGACGCUUUAGGAAACACAUUGAACGAAAAUUCAUGGGAUGCCCACCGUAAAAACAGUUUAAAUUCAGAUAAAAACGGAAGGGUACCCGAUUUUGUGUUCCUUGCUCAUGCGGUUGACCUGUCGUCCGGCAUGCAUGCCCCUUUUGUAAGCCGGUCAAUAGCAGCCUUGCCUUACUGCACGAGAAUUUACAUGUUGCCAUUUUUGCCCCUGUCGUUUUUGGUCAUGCUAAUCAUGUGGGCUAAAUCAAAGACAUUUUUGAUAUCGUAUUAUAACCUUAGGGGUCGGUUGCACCAGACAUGGUCUGUUCCGCGGUUCGGUUUUCAGUAUUUCUUGCCGUUUGCUGCCGAGGGCAUAAAUAAUCACAUUGAAGAAGCUAUUCUUAGAGCUAAUCGGUUGGGAGUCAAAGUCAUCAGCCUUGCUGCUCUGAAUAAGAAUGAGGCUCUUAAUGGAGGCGGAACACUGUUUGUUAACAAGCACCCGGACCUUAAAGUUCGAGUCGUGCAUGGGAACACUUUAACUGCAGCCGUAAUCCUAAAUGAAAUCCCUCAAAAUAUGACUCAAGUAUUUCUGACCGGUGCCACUUCAAAGCUCGGUCGAGCUAUUGCUCUCUAUCUUUGCAGAAAACGAGUCCGAGUCCUGAUGUUGACUCUAUCGACCGAACGAUUCAGAAACAUUCAGAAAGAAGCACCGGCUGAUUGCCAAAAGUAUCUUGUCCAGGUGACUAAGUACCAAGCAGCCCAAAACUGUAAGACAUGGAUAGUGGGCAAGUGGAUCACACCAAGACAGCAAAAUUUCGCGCCGUCUGGAGCUCAUUUCCAUCAAUUUGUUGUCCCUCCGAUUUUGCAGUUCAGACGAGAUUGCACUUAUGGCGACCUUGCUGCCAUGAGGCUACCCGACGAUGUUGAGGGGCUCGGCUCAUGCGAGUACACGAUGGAGAGAGGUGUGGUCCACGCGUGCCACGCUGGCGGCGCGGUGCAUGCCUUGGAAGGAUGGACACAUCAUGAAGUUGGGGCUAUAGAUGUUGACCGGAUUGACUUAGUCUGGGAGGCUGCAAUGAAGCAUGGGUUGAAGCCGGUCUCAAGUGCUGCCAGAUAG